Messenger RNA from Phytophthora sojae, 1740 nucleotides. RefSeq lists its product as hypothetical. The transcript has 3 exons. Gene Ontology annotation, biological process: protein dephosphorylation. The record is from RefSeq and is a predicted model, not a curated record. The coding region runs from base 1 to 1566 and encodes 521 amino acids. Lineage: Eukaryota; Oomycota; Peronosporomycetes; Peronosporales; Peronosporaceae. Gene Ontology annotation, molecular function: protein serine/threonine phosphatase activity.
AUGUCUCUGCUGAGCUGCUCGCGCCGCCACCGCUCGCUGCUCUGGUACCGAAGCGCCCAGCGCGCGGUGGCUCGUCGCCACCACCAGCACCAGCACCGCCAGCUCCAGCAGCAACAGCAGAGCCGCCUUAAGCGCGCCUCCUCCACGCCCAGCAGGAUGCUCGUCACGCCCACCACCUCCAGCGCCGUCGUGGCGCUCGCCAAGCAGGCCAGGGCCACGCAGUCGCUGGCCAAGACGACGGCCAUCCACUCGGCCAGCGCCGCGCCCGACUCCUCGUCGUCCAUGGGCGCGGUAGCUGCCGCCACGCCCACAACUGGCGCGUUGAUGGCCGCCACCACGCCGAAGGACCCAGUUACGAGCUCCCUGCCGCUAAAGGACGCUCCAAACCGAUCGGACAAGCCGCAGCCGCCCGAGUCGUCGUGGAGCGCAAUGCUUAUCGCGCUGUUUGCCAUGAUCCAGCCCGAAUGGACCAAGGAGAAGAUCGACUUCGACGAGAUGCCCCUCGAAGAGAUCCCGAUCACGUCCGUGCCGCCGCAGGUCUCAGAAGUGCUCCCCAGCAAUGACGCCGCCCUAUUUUGGCGCUACGACAUGGACAGCUACGCAGCCAACUGCAAGAACGAAGACAGAUCCCAGUACGUCGUGGACUCCAUCAUGCGACCAGGCAGAAGCUCCGAGACGCCCGUGUUCUUUUGCGGGUGCUAUGACGGCCACGGCGGUGAAGAGGCGGUCGAUUUUGUCCAGAAGAAGCUUUACGCCAACAUCCGCAGCCAUCUGACGGAGAACGACGAACCAGUGGCUCACUCCAUCAUCACAGGCUUCAAGGAUACAGAGGAAGAGUUCAAGCGCCGCAGCCAGAUCAAGUUCGAGCGCGGAUCGUGGUCGUCCUGCUCUGUGGGUGCCUGCGCGGUGAUGGCUCUUGUGAUCGAGAAGAAGCUGUACGUUGCGAGCUGCGGCGACUGUCGUGCCAUCAUGGCGUAUCGCGAGGCGGACGGAUCCCUCAGCGUGGAGCAGAUAACGUUCGAUCAUUCCGCGAACGAGGAGCGCGAGCAGCGGCGCCUGCGCGUGCUGUAUCCUGAGGACUACGACAUCGUGUGCGAGAUCGGACAGAAAAACUUCUACGUCAAGGGCCGGCUUCAGCCCACUCGGUCCAUUGGCGACACUUACAUGAAGGUGAAGGAUGUGAACCGCUCCCCAAUGCCGCGUGGUCUUCGCAUCCGCGGCAGUUUCCGCCGGCCUUACAUCUCUGCCGUUCCGGACAUUUUCCAGGUCGACCUAAGAGACCGCAAGCCGGAGUUCGUUGUGCUCGGGUCGGAUGGACUAUUCGGGGAGCUGAAGAACGAAGAGAUCGUGCAGCUCGUGGGGCGCUUCCGUGACGAAGGGGUGCAGAACGUGAGCCAGGCUCUGCGUGAGGCCGUGCUGGAGCGCAUCGCCGAGAUUUACGGCACGACCGCGGCAGACCUGGAGAACGUCUUGCCUGGAAACCGGAGGGACUACCACGACGACAUCACGAUCGACGUGCUGCACUUCACCCCGCCGCGCGCCGCCGCUCAAGCGGAGGCGGCCUAAACGUGGUGGACGGACGAAGCUGAUGGAUGUUGGAUGUCCGAGUGUCGUUGCGUGCGUGGGCUACGCCGACGCAGCGUGCGAGCCCGCCGCCGUCCCAUGUAUUUAUUGAUACGAGCCCACAAAGCUACCUAGUGAACGCUAAGCAAUACGAUAGUAAGUGUACUUUAUCGCCCC